Penaeus indicus is the source of this 3843-nucleotide messenger RNA. RefSeq names its product DNA-dependent protein kinase catalytic subunit-like. Lineage: Eukaryota; Metazoa; Arthropoda; Malacostraca; Decapoda; Penaeidae. The transcript is spliced from 25 exons. The record is from RefSeq and is a predicted model, not a curated record. Bases 1 to 3843 code for a protein of 1280 amino acids.
AUGGCGGGCGGCGGGGAAGAGGAGGAGCUCGAGCUGCUUUUAGGGAAAUUGGUGUCUCUCGGGAAUGGCUCAGGAGACCACGACGCUGCCAGGGAUGUCAUUGUAGAUAUCACGGAGUUAUUGGCAGUGGAUUUAACACCUGCCCAAUAUGACUUGUACAUUAGCCAAGUUCUAGGGGAAAAGGGCAUCAUCACCUUUGGACGAAGUGUUUCCAAGGACCAAAGCUUUGUUGAGGCAAAGAAGAGUACACUUGAUGUAUUGAAGACACUCCUGGAUAAGGAAGCUCAAAGAAUUAACAAAUAUGUUGAUGACAUCAGAAAAUAUACUCUGUAUCUGUACAAUGUGGAGAAGUCUACCAAGGUCCAGGCAGCUGCACUGGACGUCUUCUGCACCCUUUUGGCAAAAUGUGGAUCCCACAUAGAUGUCCAAGAAAUCAAUGUGGAUCACUUUAUAGAACGUCUUUGCAUCGAUAUCCGGUCUGCCAAAGGAUCAACAGUAUUACAACAUCAGCUUCAAACAUUAGGGAUGCUAAUGUAUAUCUAUCCUCAGAACCUCAGACAUCAGUCACCACUGAUUCUCAAAAUUUUCAAAGGACAGUUAGUAAAACAUACUGGAAGCAAGCCAGACUUAAGUGCUCUAGCGGGUGUGUUGCGAGGGCUAGCACUUUAUCUGCACCACUUUCCUGAAGGAAUUGAUGAUGAUCCACAACUGUUUAUUGAGUUGUAUAAGCACAUACACAAGGUUUUGAAUCCUGACCUCAACCUGCCAAGAAGAGAUGCUCAAAGAGCUGCUCUGGAGCUGAUUCAUACACAUGGAGCCAAGUUUUCAACUCAGCUCUUUGAAGACUGUACCCAGGUGUUUCAGUGGUUUGUCAAAUGGUGUGGUUCACGAAAUAGGGAUGAUCAUAAGGCUGCCUUACCAGCAAUGGACACAUUCAUAGUUGUCAUUGCAAAUAUGCUGGAGCUCCAAGCAAUGGAGGAUGACAAGAAAGGAGUUCCAGUGUUCAAGUACCUGCUCCAAGAGUACAACAAGAUGCUGGAGACAAGUGAGAGCACCUCAAAGCUGAGUCUGGCCGUAAAGGGAUAUGGCUUGUUGUCGGGUGCUUGUCGGCAGCUUCUGUCUCCUGUUGAGGUUCAUACAAUGUUCAAUCAGGUCUUGACUGCAAGUCAACACGCUUUUUAUCAGUCUGGUGAUAUGCUUGAGAACAAACUUACCAAUUUGCCAAGCUAUAUAGAAUCCCUAGCAAUUAUCAUCAGCAACAUGGAUGUAGUGAACAGUGGCAUUUUGGAAAAUGUUCAGCAACUUUCAAGUGCCCUUGUGGAGCAUUUCCCAUUGGUGUCCACUUUCAAGAGAUUCCUUGCAUACAGAGCCCUUUUCAGGCUCUUCUUCACAGUCUACAACAAGCCUGGAUACUUCCAUGAAUUUUUGCACACUUUUGUAUACAAAGCCAUAGUUCUGAGUUGCUCCCAUGCCCCUGAGGUGGAGUCCUCGCCUGGGGAACAGGGUAGCAGCUGGAGAAGUAAGGCUGCAGGAGGUGAGGGUUGGAAGGGCCUCAAGAAUGAGGUGGUCACCUUCAGUAGCUACAUCCCUCUGUGGACGGCCCUGAUGGUGCCAGAGAAGGUGGCCAAUAUCAAGGUGUCAGGCAUGCCAGCAACAGUUAUGACAGAAAUGAGCAAUUUUAUAUAUUCUGAGUUUAUUAGCUGUAUAUUGGAGAUAUCCGAAAAGCUUGACUUAACUACAUACAAACAAAACGAACUACAGCAGGUGGAAGCGUCAGGCAGUGAGGAAGGAGAUCCUGCAACCUCAGAUCCUGUGUCAGGAUUGAAAGCAAAGGUUCCGAAGGAUUUCCAAGUGUACAUGAAUGUGGUAUCACUCUUGGAAAAAGUAUUACCACUGCAGAGUGAAGAUCAGUUAGAGCCCCACAUACCUCGCCUGAUGUGGUUUUUUGUGACUCAGUCCUCACUCCAGCCUCUUGUGUCAGCCCAUUAUAAUGCAACAACCACUAUUCUUAUUUGUUCUCGCCAAACUCAGUUUUUCACAAGGAAACAGGAUCCCGAGGUGGAGACAUCAAUCCACCUUCUAAUGAGCUACGUGCGGGAGCUGCUUCAGAGUUGUCGUCAGUAUCGUGAUCAGCUCCUGGCAUCUUGUCUUACUCUUAUUCUACAUCUUCCUUUGUGCAUUGUGCAAGAGAUCUUUCCCCAACUUGUCAGUCCAUUACAGAUGGCCCUUCAACUUGGUGUGAGUUACUUACCAUUAGCAGAGGUGUGUAUAUUAGCUCUGCAACUGUGGACAAAAUCAUUAUCACAGGAGAUUCUUAGUGAGCACAUGCCGCAUGUGUUACCACUCCUCCUUCCUUAUCUUCGCUCACAGGAGACUGGAGGUGAAGCAGAAGUACAUACCCGUGUCAUCACUGUGAAGAUGGCAUUUGCAAGACAGAGACGAAAAGUUGAUCAGAAGAAGAUAAAGGAGAGUAAAAGGGUAGAAGAGACUGCAAUGCAGAAAAUUCAGCUGAUGAUCCUGCGUCUGAUUGGGGGUUUAGAUCCCCUUCUCCGCCUCCACACCAUACCCAAGGAUCCAGACACCAUUGCUAGUGCUGCUGUCAGAUGGAAUAUACAGAAACUUGUCAAAUUUGCUACACCAUUUGAGCAUAUUAAGAUUGACAUACAUUUAGAUGACCUUUUACCACAUGUGGUGGACCUGGCCGUGAAUUCUAGUGACAGACAGACUAAAGUUGCUGCUUCAGAACUUCUGCAUUCUAUCAUCAUAUUGAUGAUUGGCACAGGUGCACAAAAGAGUCAAGAAACACAGUUGAAAGAACCCAUGGCACCUCUUUACCGGCACAUAUUCAGUGCCAUGCUCCGUCUAGCCUGUGACCCAGACCAUGUCACACGGCAGUUGUUCCUCACACUCAGCUAUCAGACUAUCCAUUGGUUUACAAAUAACAGGAAUUUUGAAAAUGUUGAUACAAUGGUCUUGUUAGAAGCCUUGAUGGAAGGCAUUGUGACCGCUAAUGACCCUGCCCUUCGAGACGUAAGCGCACAGUGCUUGGCAGAGUUUGUAAAGUGGUCUCGCAAGCAAUGUCGUCAGCAGAAUAGUGUGUCCUCAAACAUCAAAUCCAUUAUCAAGAGAAUUUUUUCAUUCUGUAAGCACCCAAGCGCCUUCAAACGCCUAGGUGGUGCUCUUGCCUGGAAUAGCAUUUACCGUGAGAUCCGCGAGGAUGGCCAGGCUGUUGACAUCUGGACUCUCGAUCUGCUAGCUCAUCUGAUGACCUCCCUUGACCUAGCCCAAGCAGAUGACCCAGCUCUGGGCACUCAUGAGCAAACUAAGUCUGCUAUUAAUCACAUUGAGAGGAUCAUUAGAGUAAAGAGUGAUCUUUUCCAGAAGAAAUCAGGGCAACGGCGUUUACCUCCAGGUUUCGGUGACGGCUCUUUAGUGGAUGUGCUGAAGUGGUUAUUUGAGCAGUGUGGCAGGCCCAAAGCACUUGUCAGGCAUACCUGUAUGGAACUUUUAGCAUCUUUAGCACCCCAAGUUAAAGGUUGUGCAUCAGUGCGGGACUUCAUUGACAAGCAUGUUGGAAUUUCUAAAUUAAGUGAAAUUGUGGACAUAUUGGAAGGUGGGGGUGAAGCCAAGAUGGGCAUUAGUUAUGUGAAAAACCCUACAGCAUCUUCUAAGCAUAUUGGCAGUUCUCUUAAAGAUAUCCCCACAGCAUCUUCUAAGCAUAUUGGCAGUUCUCUUAAAGAUAUAAAUAUAUUCUUGGAGGUAAGAUUGGAGUUUGAUUCAUCUUCUAAGCAUAUUGGCAGUUCUCUUAAAGAUAUAAAUAUAUUCUUGGAGAUUGGAGUUUGA